Molecule: messenger RNA, 1184 nt
Organism: Magnolia sinica
Lineage: Eukaryota; Viridiplantae; Streptophyta; Magnoliopsida; Magnoliales; Magnoliaceae
Product: FHA domain-containing protein FHA2
Exons: 3
Coding region: 66-1118 (350 amino acids)
Biological process (GO): regulation of ribosomal protein gene transcription by RNA polymerase II
Cellular component (GO): nucleus
Molecular function (GO): sequence-specific DNA binding; protein binding
Source: RefSeq, a predicted model, not a curated record
UCUCCAUUAAAACCCCACAAUCCAAUCAAAUCCAAACCCUCCUUUACCUCAAACCAACGGCCAAGAUGAUGAUGAUGCCCACCUCGACCCCCACCCCCACCAACCCCGCCACCAGCGACGUGGAGGCCGGAUUCGCCAAGCUCCAGGGCGAGGACUUCGAAUACUACAUGCAAACCUACUCCAUCAUCCUCGGCCGCAACAGCAAGAAAUCAACGGUCGACGUCGAUUUGUCCUCCCUCGGCGGCGGCAUGAACAUCUCCCGUCACCACGCCCGCAUCUUCUACGACUUCCAGCGCCGUCGGUUCGCCCUCGAGGUCGUCGGCAAGAACGGUUGCUUCGUCGAGGGCGUCCUCCACCUCCCCGGCAAUCCCCCUGUCAAGCUUGAUUCCCAGGAUCUCCUCCAGAUUGGCGACAAGAAAUUCUACUUCCUCCUCCCGAUCAGGAGCAUCCUCGGUGGGUCCACGCGGCACGUUCCACCGCCCCACCCGGGGCUGCAUCUGGGACCAUCAAUGCAGCCAGCGGCCGCGGGCAGUUUCGGGAAGAAGGCGAGGGGGAGGAUUCCUAGGCCAUUGCCGGAUUACGGGGAUGAAGAUGAUGAUGACGAGGAUCUUGAUGACGAUGGCGAUGGUGAUGGCGGGGCUGUUGUUGUGGCUGGGAGUAAGAAGUUGAGGAGAGCGGCAGAUGGGCCAGACGUGUUUGGGUAUGGUGUGGGCCCCACGGGCAGGGCUGGAUCGUCUUCCGGGCAAUUGGAGAAGAAGGGAGAGACAAGGUCAAGGGUUGAUAGGGAAGCGGAUAAUCAUCAACUUUUGCAGUUAGAAGAGAAAGACGUAGUGUCUUCUGUAGCCACCGUGCUUUCUGAUCUCUGUGGUCCUGGGGAAUGGAUGCCUAUGGGAAAACUUCAUGCAGAGCUUGUUGAGCAGUAUGGUAGUAUCUGGCACCACAGUAGAGUAAGACGGUACCUCCAAUCAGAGGAGUGGCCCAUCAAUGAAACCAAAGGACGGCCUUGGUUUGGCCUACUUGCAUUGCUAAGGAAAUACCCAGAACAUUUCGUCAUCAACACAAGGUCCAAGGGAAGGAUGACAUCGGAGUUUGUUUCCCUAGUUUCUCUGCUUUCAUAAAUCACAGAAUCCCAGCCUUCUUCAUCGGUGGGCCAUUGGACACAUCAACCAAACAUAAUACACAAU